This is a messenger RNA of Dovyalis caffra, 1479 nucleotides long. The record is from the annotation of a GenBank genome assembly. NCBI's taxonomy places the organism in Eukaryota, Viridiplantae, Streptophyta, Magnoliopsida, Malpighiales, Salicaceae.
AUGAAGUAUAACCCCAGAGUCUCCUCUAGCAGGCGCAAGAACCGGAAGGCCCACUUCACGGCACCGUCCUCUGUACGCAGGAUCUUAAUGAGCGCCCCGCUCUCCACCGAUCUCCGCCAGAAGUACAACGUCCGAUCCAUGCCAGUCCGCAAGGACGAUGAAGUCCAGGUUGUUCGUGGGACCUACAAAGGACGCGAGGGCAAGGUGGUUCAAGUUUAUCGCAGAAAGUGGGUCAUCCACAUCGAGAGGAUUACACGCGAGAAGGUAAACGGGUCGACAGUUAAUGUCGGCAUCAACCCAUCGAAGGUCGUUGUUACAAAGUUGAGGCUUGAUAAGGAUAGGAAGUCUUUGUUGGAUCGCAAGGCAAAAGGUCGCGCUGUUGGAGAGAAAGAGAAGGGCACUAAGUUCACUGCUGAAGAUAUCAUGCAGAGUACAAUUCCAGAGAAGAACAAGGCAAGUGAAGGAUCACCAUGGGAGUUUGUGGGUCUCUUGCCUCUUUUCGACCCUCCAAGGCAUGAUAGUGCUGAGACUAUCUGCCGAGCCCUUGGCCUUGGUGUCAAUGUUAAGAUGAUCACUGGAUACCUUUCCUUCUCCUUGGCCUCCUCCUCCCUCUUCCUCUUGUCCUUCUCUUCUCAUGGAUAUGAUUUCACUGGGCUACGGGGCUCAUUUAGUCACAGCCCGGAAUGCGGCAACUAUAACGUAGUUUGCAGAAGCAAACAAUUUCAAGAUGACACAAAAAGUAAAAUUCCAAAUGGUACUACAAACUGCAAUAAUCACACCGAAUCAAGCAAAGACCUGGUCCUAAGGGCUAAUAAAGGUGAGCCAUCAGGGUCGUGUCAGGAACAAGAGAAAUCUGGCGUAAGUUCUCAGUGCACUUCUAGCAGCAUUCCACAAGAACCAGAAUCAAAACCAAAGCCUAGGAUCCUUCUAGUGGAAGAUAACAAGAUCAAUGUAAUGGUGACCAAAUCAAUGAUGAAGCAGUUAGGCCAUACCACGGAUGUCGUGAACAACGGAGCUGAAGCUGUGCGUGCAGUUCAGUCCUGUUUUUACGAUCUCAUUUUGAUGGACGUCAGCAUGCUGGUUAUGAAUGGCCUUCAAGCUACACAAUUGAUUCGUUCUUUUGAAGAAACUGGCAAUUGGGAUGCUGCUAUUACAGCUGGAAUAGAGCCAUGUGCACCAUCCUCAGCUUCAUUACAAGAUGGCCAGAUUUCUGUUCAUUAUGAUAAGCGGAUUACUAUAAUUGCGGAGAGCACUUCACUCUUAAUAGCCCUUAAAAGUUUGAUACCCAUUUGGUCUCCUGAUUCACUUCAAUGUUGCUUGGUUUCUAUACCAGCCGAUUUAUGGUUAUCAGAUAGUGCAGAGGAAUUCUAUGCUAAUGGCAAUCUCUGGGUUCUUGUUAAGUUUGGAUUCGAAAGAAAUGGCAGAGAAGUGUCCACAAAUAAUAAGGUACAGAAGGUGAUGCAGGAUGUUCUUCAGUAA